This is a messenger RNA of Helianthus annuus (common sunflower), 603 nucleotides long. RefSeq names its product leucine-rich repeat extensin-like protein 3. The record is from RefSeq and is a predicted model, not a curated record. Bases 1 to 603 code for a protein of 200 amino acids. NCBI's taxonomy places the organism in Eukaryota, Viridiplantae, Streptophyta, Magnoliopsida, Asterales, Asteraceae. The transcript has a single exon.
AUGGAUCUUGUUGACCCAGAGCCUGUCAUGGCCCCAGAGCAUGUAGCUGCUCCUGAUCCUGCACUAGAGCAUGACCCUGUUCAUGAUGAUGCACCAGCUAUUGCACCUCUUGUUGACGAUAUACCCAUUGCUGACCCACCAGUUGUUGCUCCACCGUUGGUGGAUGACCCUGUUGUUGAUGCACCGAUUCCUGAUCCUGUGCUGGUACUGUUUGACGGUGCACCUUUUGCUGCUCAUAUAGAUCCACGAUAUGCAGACACCCACAACGGGUGGAUCGAUGACGGUGACGAUUACCCACCAUUUGUGUUACCUGUUACACCUCCAGUAGCCCCUGUUUCAGCACCCACUAAUAUCCCAUUGUUUCCCCCACACAUCACAGACGCUCACCGCACUGAUCUCCCUAUUACGUUCCUUCAGGACAUACCGCCACCGCGUCCUGGAGAGGGGUCAUCUAGGCAGCCGCCUGUUUCUGCUCCACCCAUGUUGUCAUCACCUUUUAUUCACAUCACAGUUUCCCCAUGUUGCACCACCUACUGCACCAUCUUUCACUCCAUCGAGCGAGACAUUUCUAUGGACUACGCCCCCUAUCAUGCCAUUGUCUGA